Grosmannia clavigera kw1407 is the source of this 300-nucleotide messenger RNA. RefSeq lists its product as uncharacterized. The coding region runs from base 1 to 300 and encodes 99 amino acids. Lineage: Eukaryota; Fungi; Ascomycota; Sordariomycetes; Ophiostomatales; Ophiostomataceae. The transcript is spliced from 2 exons. The record is from RefSeq and is a predicted model, not a curated record.
AUGCAAGAUGGUGGCAACGUUUUCCCACCGCCAAGCCUUGCUCAGAGUCCCGGCUCAUGGUCGCUUAGACAACAGUCCGAACUUGUUACCCAGCUUCGAUACUUUCAAAACGUCACGGAGAUCCCAGUUUGCAACAGUAUCCUGAGCCAGGCCGUCAUCUACAUCAAUAUCGGCAAUACCGUGGAGAUAUUGAGUGUAAAGGUCGCCGGUUGUAAUCAGAAGGCUGCGCGGUUCCUGAAGGAUCCUUGCCACAGGUUCGGGGUGCAAUGCGCCGUCGGCCUUGUUCUCAUAUAUGUUUAG